Messenger RNA from Coccidioides immitis RS, 363 nucleotides. RefSeq lists its product as uncharacterized. The record is from RefSeq and is a predicted model, not a curated record. The transcript has 2 exons. NCBI's taxonomy places the organism in Eukaryota, Fungi, Ascomycota, Eurotiomycetes, Onygenales, Onygenaceae. Bases 1 to 363 code for a protein of 120 amino acids.
AUGGAGCAAAAUCUGCAUUGGCUAUUGAAGCAGGAGAAGGUGUACAGAGUACUCCGUAAUGGCCUGGGGAAUAUAAGUCGGGCGAUGCAAGCUCAUUAUGCAUGUUCCUGUUGUGAGGGGGUCACUUUCCAGCCACCCGUGCCUGGCGAAGCCGUCCAGCAAACAAAGAGGCAGGACGGGCCAAAUUGCCGAGUUUGGUCUCACCGCCUUAUUACCUCAUCACAGAAGAGUCAAGCUCCUGAUUGGACAGCCGCAGCCAUGUGGGGCCGACUUUCCGGCGUAACGCUGGGAGCUAAAAGACGCCUCAAAGACUGGGCCGUGCUAGGCUGGAUGCGGAAAAGCUCAGCCGGCAGAAAAGAUUGA